Molecule: messenger RNA, 1379 nt
Organism: Schistocerca gregaria
Lineage: Eukaryota; Metazoa; Arthropoda; Insecta; Orthoptera; Acrididae
Gene: TfIIB
Product: transcription initiation factor IIB
Exons: 7
Coding region: 228-1175 (315 amino acids)
Biological process (GO): transcription initiation at RNA polymerase II promoter; transcription preinitiation complex assembly
Cellular component (GO): nucleus; transcription preinitiation complex
Molecular function (GO): RNA polymerase II general transcription initiation factor activity; TBP-class protein binding
Source: RefSeq, a predicted model, not a curated record
ACGAAUAUACCUCUAUUUGGCGAUUAUAGGUUUGACGCUAGUAAUGAGUGCAAUUAGGGCAUUGUCUUUAGCGGGAAGCGUACUUACUUGACACUUGACAGAUCAACUAAUAGUCUUUGAUAGCCUUAAUGUAUUAUCUCUGUUUUGCUGCCAAAGUUUGCUAGAGGAAGUGUUAUGUGUGUCGUAAUGUAAGAAUUUUAUUGUUGAAACACAGUAGGACGAACAGAAUGGCGAGUUCAUCUAGAUUCGACACAAACAAGAUUUGUUGCUACGCACAUCCAGAUGCUCCACUUAUAGAGGAUUACAGAGCUGGAGAUCAGAUUUGUUCGGAGUGUGGAUUAGUGGUUGGAGACAGGGUGAUUGAUGUUGGGUCUGAAUGGCGGACAUUCAGCAAUGAAAAAGCUGGUGCUGACCCAUCUCGAGUUGGUGGGCCAGAAAAUCCACUACUUAAUGGCUCAGAUCUAUCAACAAUGAUUGGUCCAGGUCGUGGUGAUGCUUCAUUUGAUGGUUUUGGAGUUUCAAAGUAUCAGAACCGCCGAACGGUUAGCAGUUCAGAUAGAGCACUAUUAAAUGCAUUCCGUGAAAUAGCUACUAUGGCUGAUCGUAUAAAUCUCCCAAGGACAAUUGUGGAUCGUGCAAACAAUUUGUUCAAACAAGUACAUGAUGGCAAAAAUCUGAAAGGGCGGGCCAAUGAUGCUAUUGCAUCUGCUUGCUUGUAUAUAGCUUGCAGACAGGAAGGUGUACCACGUACCUUUAAGGAGAUUUGUGCUGUUAGCAAGAUAAGUAAAAAGGAGAUUGGUCGCUGUUUCAAAUUGAUUUUGAAAGCUUUGGAAACUAAUGUGGAAAUUAUCACCACUAGUGACUUCAUGUUACGUUUCUGCUCCAACCUUGGGUUGCCCAAUAUGGUACAACGUGCAGCGACACACAUUGCAAGAAAAGCAGUUGAGUUGGACAUUGCACCAGGUCGGUCACCAAUUUCUGUGGCUGCGGCAGCCAUUUACAUGGCAUCACAGGCUUCAGAGGCUAAACGCAGUCAGAAAGAAAUUGGUGACAUUGCUGGUGUGGCAGAUGUGACUAUUCGGCAGUCGUAUAAACUGAUGUAUCCACAUGCUGCUAAGCUCUUCCCAGAAGAUUUUAAGUUUGCUACAUCUAUUGACCAGUUGCCACAAAUGUGAAUUACAUUUUUCCAGUCCACAGUUUUCAUGUGGAUACUGUUCUUGUUUCGAAAGUUUUCACAUAAUAUGGAAGUAACAACCAGUGUAAUAGGAAAUGUGUGUACAUUUUAUGAAAUGAUUUGUAUGUAUGACAGAAUAGAAUGUGCUUCUUUGUUUUGUGUCCAGUAUCAUGCACUCACAAAUAAAAACAAAAUAAUUAUUUAA